AUGCGUACCCAAGCCAGGAGCCGCACCUUUGAAGCCACAGCUUUGCACGAAGCUGUACCCCCGGACCGCUGGUGUGUUACCCGCCCGGACUUGAAGUACUUGUGGCGGGAGGUUCAGCAAGCGAUCUGGCAAGGAAGCAUCUAUCCCCCACAAGAUGGCUCCGACGACUUUGACAGCCAACACGGCCCAAGCAUCUACACGGUAAAUGAGCAGCACAUCAAGCCGGUGACCCAUCUGGCUGGGAAGAUGAGCUGGGCUUUGAUGAGGAAUCCGCAAGGCUUGGACUGCGACAUUUUCAUCAGCCAUGCCUGGCAAGAGGGCAUCUUUGAGUUCAUCUCCAAGGUCCUGCACUCCUGGCCCCGCCCGGCUCGACAUGCUUGGUGCUGCAUGCUCGCGAACCCUCAGAACCUUGACAUUGGGGCCCUCCUCCAGUCCCCGAAGCACUCGCCUUUCGCCCUGGCGCUUCAAGAGGCUUCUUGCGUCUUGGUGGUGCCGAAUCGGCAUGGGAGCGUCUACACUCGACUCUGGUGUGCUUACGAGGCUUACGUGGCAUCCGAAGCGGGCAAGGUGAUCAUCAUCGCUAAGGCCUCCAGUCGGCAUCAACUCCGUCGAGCUCUCUGCUAUGUCUCGGCAUUUGGUUUUCUUGGAAUGCUUGCUGGAAUGCUGGCGCACUUUUGGCCGCCGGCGUUCAACUUGGAUCCUGUCUUCCUUUGCGUUGCGAUUGCAGCUGCAGGUUGUAGCUCUAGUAUGCAAAGCGACCGUCUGCGAGUGGCGCUGAACUGCAUCGGCGAAAUGGCCUGCGGCUAUCUGCUGGUGAACUGGAGCACUAUGCAAUCCUGGUUGCCCCUACAUUGCACGCCACCUUCUUUUCCCUUCGUCGUACAGCGCUUCGUCUGGCUGGUCGCCGCCGCCUUGUUUUGCUUGAUGGAGGUCGACCGCGUAAACAGCAGCGCGACGCGACGGGCAGCCGCGCAGCUCUUGGAGGGCUACGAGGACCAGGGCUCCGUGGAGUUCGCCGAGUGCUCCCGAGAUGCGGAUGCCGUGCGCAUCCGCGCUGAGAUUGGCGACAAGUUUGGUGAGGUGGACUAUGCCAUCCACGUGCUACUGAACGCUGGCAUCUCUACACCGGCACUGCGUGACAUUGCCCGGGCAGGUGUAAACAUCGACAGCGCGGCCCAUCCCGACAUCACCAUACCCUUUCUGUUUCUGCUGCCUUUAAACGCUCUCACCCUCUUGGAGAUGGUCUUGGACGCGCUGUUCCUGAGAAGUGAGUGGUAUUUUGCCGCCAUCCAGGGUCUCUCCUUUCUGGCGAGAGCCAGGCUGCUGAUCUUGCUCUGCCGAAGUCCUGCAGACGAGCGCUGCUUCAUCUUGAAGAUGAUCACCAAGACGGUGGCUUUCCUCCUUGUCGUGGUUAGCCCUUCCAUCGUGCUCGCAGAGCUGGGAGCAGGUCCUCUUCCUGGCUGGAUUCUCAGGGCCUGGUUCUCCCUGCCCAUCGCUUCUUUCGUGGCCUUGCUGGGCUUGGCCUCCCUGGGCCUCCGGAAGACUGCGGCCCUUCCGGGAGGCCUGUGUCUACUCCAGCUCUUCCUCGCGCGGGGCUGCCGGGCACUGCAGGGCCUCCGCUUGCGAAAAGCCUCCGAAACCUCGGGCUCCGAGACUUCCGACGGGUCCUGA
This is a messenger RNA of Symbiodinium sp. CCMP2456, 1671 nucleotides long. NCBI's taxonomy places the organism in Eukaryota, Dinophyceae, Suessiales, Symbiodiniaceae. The record is from the annotation of a GenBank genome assembly.